Molecule: messenger RNA, 792 nt
Organism: Aspergillus ibericus CBS 121593
Lineage: Eukaryota; Fungi; Ascomycota; Eurotiomycetes; Eurotiales; Aspergillaceae
Exons: 4
Coding region: 1-792 (263 amino acids)
Source: RefSeq, a predicted model, not a curated record
AUGUCUCCACCUCUCCCCGUUCGGGAUGAUCUCGUCAUCGAAGAGGACGCCAAAGUCAAUGUUGAUUACCUCGCACAUUCCUGGACAUACGAGGACAUGUGGGCCACUCGACGACACGUCCGUCAGAUCAACCAGGGAAGUCUCGUCAGAUGUCGCUUCGAAAAUGCGCUGUGGAGAGCCUGGCGGGCAUCCAGCCGGCAGUCCGUCCGGAUGCCAGCGGCAGUUAUCGCCUGGGAUAAAGACAGUGACAUCACUUGGCUCUAUGGCCCAUUGAAGUCGAGCAGAAAGGCCACCCCCGACGGUUCACCCUCGCCGCAAAGUCCCAGAAAGCCAUCCCUGAAGAGAAAGCCAAGCGUAUGGGAGCUGACAGACUUGCCCACACUACCGGAUGAUUCUACAAAGUCCCUGCUCGGCCGCGUAUGGAAUAUUACCAUCAAAUCAGUCCCUAGCAGUAUCCUCAGUUCGCCACAAAGGUGGAAUAAGCGACAAAAAUGCCGAGUACAUUUCGAAGAACAGGUUCAGCAGUGCCAAUACGCCCGUGAUGACCGAUGGACUCGAAACUAUAAUCCCUAUCUCUUGGAACACACUACAGUUCGAAUGGACGCCUUUCAGACCCAAACUAUCGAACCCUUACCCUCGACCUAUCUGACGGGCUUCGAGACGUUCGAGUCGACUGAUUCGACACACUGUCAGUCAGUUUUCAACUUUCUCGAAGAGCUGGAGUAUGUCCUCUCCGUCUUGGUUCUUCGUCCUGUCGUUCGACCGAGACUGCCUUCUCAGUUACAAACAUGA